GGAGCCAUGCUGGCCGUUUUUUGUUUUGUACAGGUAGCGGCCAGGAGCGGAGAUGGACGAUUUUGGAGCGGAGGAGAAUGGAUUUGUACAGCUGAAUGGCGGCGGUGGUGGGAGCAGCGAGUUCUUUCCGACAGAUUUCGGCGGCGAUUCUUCCCCGGGGCGUGCAGGCGCUGCCGCCGCGGACCCCUACGGCCACUCAGAAGAAGAUCGGCACUCAGGGCGUUUCCGUGACGAUGGGGAUGACUUUGGUGGCCCCUUGGGUGGCAGUGGCGCUUCCCCGCUGAACGGCAUGUCGGGUGCAUCAGCCCCGCUAGACCUUCCCUUGGAAUCUGAGCUUUUGUACGAGUGGCGGCGGAAGAGAGCUGCUGAACUGGAAGAAAAGGCGGAGCAGGAGAGAGAGAGAAAGGUGGACAUCAUUGAGGCAGCAGGGAGCCUGAGGAGCAAUAUGGCCGCACAGAGAGAAAAAGCGAUGGAGGCGGCACGGCAGAAUAAUCGCGAGAAAGAAAGCGUGUUCUUGUCUGGCCUAGAGGCGUCCAUGUACACCAACCCCGGCGGCAAUUAUUGGGCGACCGUGGCGGGAAUGAUCGAUUUCGAUUCGAAGCCGGAGGAGAAGGUGCCGACGAAAACUGCCACUAAAAGCGGAGCGGACAAAGCAGCGGACAAGAAGAAAUCUGGAGGGGCAGCAUCUGUAGUAGUGAACAAGCCUAAGCCCGGCAAAGCAACAGAUCUGACUCGAAUGAGGCAGCUGUUGCUGAAGCUGAAACACAACCCUGGCGGUGGAAAACAGACGGCAGCUGAGACGAAGGGAAUGAACGACGGUUCGCGACAUGCUCCUCAGCCUGGACCAGUUGCUGCGACCGGGGUGUCAUCUACUCAAUGGAGGGAUAAUGUCUUUUUCUGAGUUUGCAGCGAGUGGAAGACCUGGUCGUUGGAUGGAUGGUAAGAUCGAUGGUGAGGGAGGGGACCCUCUCCAAGCUGAUAUGCUAUGGAGUUGUCCAUCUCUCCAUCCGUUCGGCUGGAUUGAUGUGAUGAUGCUCUGUGGUUCUCAGUCAAAUCCUUCCGUCUUCUUCCGGCCGUCGCCACCUCGAAUGGGCGGGCUAUGGUGCAAGGCCUUGAUGCUCCCUCCCCCGUCACCCCUCCCUCUUUGUCCCCUUUCACUCCAUCUGGUGCCCUGUGUGAUGUUUUCAUCACUCGUCUUGUUUUCCCUUAGAUCACUCUUUUUGUUUUCCCUUACAUAACUCUCUUCUUUUUUCACCUUACAGUUGUUUCUUGUGUGCUCUCUAGAUCUCUCAAUUCACUGGUUGUGCGGGUGGUGAUUCUGGUUCGGGAUUGACCGAACGUGGUUUGAAUCUCUCCUACUCAGUGCAGUUUUCUGUUCUUCUUAUAUCCUCCUGGUGAUGAUGGUUGAUCUUUUGUGGCAAUCCGACCGCUAAAGUCUUAGAAACAUGAAGCUGCCUGGUCUACGUUCUUGCCUGCUCUGCGUGGGUGAUUGCACUUCUGCUUGCUCAUCCCUUUCCCCCUCCCUCCCUUCCUCUGCUUUACACGUCAGAUUAUGGCGCUCUGUAUUGAUUAGCAGGUGAUGAUUCGAUCGUCUUUGCCUCUGUGUCUCUUCUUCUUGCAACCUGAUGGACUCCCCUCUUGCCCCCCUCCCCAUUCCCUAGCUCAACGUCUCGCCCUUCCUCCUCCUCCUCUCCUAGCCCUGAAUCCGAUGUAUUUUCGAUUCCUUGUUUUGAAUGAAGAGAUGGUGAAGAUUUGGAGUUCGUUUAGAUAUCCUGAUUGAAUACUUUAAUAAACGUGGGGUGGCACGAAAUGGAAGGGCUUAGAUGCAAGAUUUAGAAAGGAGUGAGGGCUUUGAAGCCGUAUUUGCUCUUCUUCCGUUGUUUGUGGCAAUCUUCUCUUACCUGGCCCUCUCUUGAUCGAUAUGUUGAGACUUCUCUUCUCUCUCUCUUCUGCUUCUUGUGACCACUUCUUUUGUGGGUUCAUCUGCAGAGUAGACCAAGAAGGGUCUGUGCUGCUCCGCUUGCGUAAGAAAAUGAGUAUUGGUGAUUAUGCAACCAACGCUAGGGGGAGCAUUACCACGGCGGAGGAAUGGGAUUAAACAUAAAGGACAGAGGCUGAGGAAUGGGAAAGAACGAAAAAGGACAGAGGUGUUUGUUGGGUGGUACACGGCUGAUCGUGUGUUAACGGACACGAUAAAUGCUACAGUGGGAG
Molecule: messenger RNA, 2211 nt
Organism: Chara braunii
Lineage: Eukaryota; Viridiplantae; Streptophyta; Charophyceae; Charales; Characeae
Source: the annotation of a GenBank genome assembly